CUCCAGGCAUCAUUCCCGUGGUGGCCCUCCGGACUCCAGCACUCAGCAUGUGGUACUUGUCGGUGUUGGCUCUCGUCGCGACUGCGUCUGCGCAGAUCCCCUCGCUGGGAUGGUGUCCCGAUUUUCAGCCGAUGACCAACUUCACGAUGAACCGGUUCCUGGGCACGUGGUAUGAGGCCGAGCGGUAUUUCUCGGUGGGCGAGAUCGGCACCCGCUGCGUCGCCACUAACUUCGAGGCGACGCCGGAGGGGAGGAUCGUCGUCUCCAAUGAAAUCACCAGCUCACUGACUGGUCUGAAGCGAGUGAUGGAAGGACACCUGCAAAUGAACGGGAGAGAAGGAGAGGGUCGCAUCCUGAUCAAAUACUCCUCGUUGCCGCUCCCUUACGACUCUGAAUUCGUCAUUCUGAGCACUGAUUACGACAACUACGCGGUCAUGUGGGCCUGCAGCGGCAUCGGUCCUGUACACACUCAAAACAUAUGGCUGAUGACACGUGAACGGAUCGCUAAUUUCGACACGAUGCAGAAAGCCUAUGCAGUACUGGAUAUGUUCAAGAUCUCUAGGACUUUCUUCGUGAAGACCAGCCAGGCUGACUGCACCAUCCUACCCAAGCCCGCUGCGGCUCCCGGAGUCAAGUCUGCAGUUGAACAAGACGAAGAGGAAUUGACGAGUGAGAAAAAAGUUGAGAUGCCAAUUGAGGUGAGCGUAGAAGAGGAUGUUCCACAAGAAAGAUCAGCGGUACCAGAACCUGCAGAGGAAGUCAAACCCAUGCAAGUUCCUGAACUAAUCAUGUCAGAGAAGAAGGACAUGAAGAUGGAAGAGCCAGCCAAACCUGAAAUGGCUAAAUCGCCGGAAGAAAAAAAAGAGCCUGAACCUUCUCAAUAAAACGAAUUUAGUCAUUUUAAAUAUUAGACUGGUUAAGAUCGUCUGGGUUCUGAAACAUUAGGUUCUUUUUACUAGUCUCUAUAUUCAGUACAUCAACAGGGACCUUAGAGUUAAAACCCAGGCAAUAUUUAACCAUGGCUUAUAAGAAGUUGACGAUAGCCUAACAUCACUUGAUUAUGAUGAUUGCCAGUAUACUGGGCUUGCGGUCGUUCAUCUAAUGACUAACCCCCUUAUUCAUAGACGUUUUUUAUCUAACGAUCGAGUAAGGCUGUGAUAACAAGUCUGUUUCUCAGU
Messenger RNA from Manduca sexta (tobacco hornworm), 1178 nucleotides. Its product is annotated as apolipoprotein D. NCBI's taxonomy places the organism in Eukaryota, Metazoa, Arthropoda, Insecta, Lepidoptera, Sphingidae. Gene Ontology annotation, molecular function: pigment binding. The record is from RefSeq and is a predicted model, not a curated record. The coding region runs from base 48 to 884 and encodes 278 amino acids. The transcript is spliced from 5 exons.